Messenger RNA from Vidua chalybeata, 1670 nucleotides. RefSeq names its product NFKB inhibitor epsilon (gene NFKBIE). Gene Ontology annotation, molecular function: protein binding. The transcript is spliced from 6 exons. The record is from RefSeq and is a predicted model, not a curated record. Lineage: Eukaryota; Metazoa; Chordata; Aves; Passeriformes; Viduidae. The coding region runs from base 161 to 1240 and encodes 359 amino acids.
GUCAGUGCGGGCAGGGGUAGGAGGAGGCGGCGGAGGCGGAGCCGUGGCGCCUUAGACUGUGCGCCGGUCGCCGCUCGGUGGCUUUCCGGCCAUGAGCCCCCCGGCAGCGGGGCCGGGAGCGGGACCCGGCCCGGGGCCGGCGGACGGCGGGCGCUGAGCCAUGUCGCGGGCGGCGGGCGGCGAGUGCCGCAAGGAAGCGGCGGGCUGGGAGGGCGAGGACGGGCAGUGCGACUCGGGCAUCGAGUCGCUGCGCUCGCUGCCGGGCGGCAGGGAGACCCCCGCCGCGCCCGAGGGCCCCCCGGCCGCCCCCGAGGAGACCCUCGCCGAGGCCGCCGCCGCCGAGGAGCGGCUGGAUUCCAGCUACGGCUCCGGCGCCCUGCCCGAGGCUCUGCCCGGCCUGCCGGGGGCUCCGGGGGACCGUCCCGAGGAGCCGCCGCCCCGGCCCGAGGGGCUCAGCCGGCAGCAGCAGGCCCUCACCUACCUUUCGGAGGACGGAGACACGUUGGUUCAUCUGGCCAUUAUCCACUGUGUCCCAGCUGUAGCACUCUGCUGCAUCGCUCAGCUACCCAGGGAGAUGCUGGAGAUCCAAAAUGAUCUUUUCCAGACUCCGCUCCACCUCGCUGUGUACCUGGAGCAGCCCAGCGUGAUCCAGGCACUGAUCCACAAGGGAGUGAACCCUGGGCUGCAGGACCGUAAUGGCAACACCCCGCUGCACUUGGCUUGUGAGCAGCAGCACCUGCAGUGUGCCCAGCAGCUGCUGGAGGGCCCAGCCACACCAGAUGGCACGACUCAGCCCCGUGGGUACCACCAGGAUCUGCAGCUCCAGAACUGGCAAGGCUUGGCCUGUCUGCACAUCAGUACCUUGAAAGGGAAUAUCCCAAUGAUGUCUCUGCUGCUGGAGAGCGGCGCCAACAUUGAUGUUCGGGAGGGCACAAGUGGGAAGACCCCAUUGCACCUGGCUGUGGAAUGCCACAACCGUAAGGCUGUCCAGUUCCUGCUGCGCAAUGGGGCAUACGUGGAUGCCCAGAUGUACAACGGGUGCACUCCGCUCCACCUGGCUGUGGGCCGCAAGGAUGCUGCCAUCGCUGCCAUCCUCUCACACUCUGGGGCUGACACCCUGCUGAGGAACAUGGAGAACGAGACAGCUCAGGACCUGGCUGAUGGCAACGAUGAUCUCCUUGCCUUGCUGCCCUUCGAUGACCUGAAGAUCUCAGGGAAGCCUGUUGUGUGCUCUGAAUGAGCAGAUGGACUCCUUUGGCCCGUUGGGCUGCCUCCUUCCUCUGUGCUGCUGCCCUGCUGCCCACUAGGAUGUUGCCUGCCUGCAGUUCAGUGGGAGCAGAGACACUUUGGGAGACUUAUCCCACUGCCCCUCCCCUCUUUGGAAAAGUUUUCUUUGCCUCAGGCUGCCUUCCCAGAUGGAAGAAGGUGGCAUUAUGAGCACUACACAGGGGAGGCUUUUCUUUUAGAAUCUGUGUACUGCAGCAGGACUGAAUUUCCCCUCCCUGCCAUGAGUCUGACUUGUGGGGAUCUCCAGCAUACACAGGGAAGGAGUAGGAGAGGACUCAUUUUCACACUGUAGGCUGGACAGAGCAUCGUCUGGCACCCCGUCAGAAUAAGUGUGGGGUGAGGAGAGUCAACACUCACUCUAAUAAAUGUUGUUGCUGUGGGCA